Messenger RNA from Closterium sp. Naga37s-1, 6540 nucleotides. The record is from the annotation of a GenBank genome assembly. NCBI's taxonomy places the organism in Eukaryota, Viridiplantae, Streptophyta, Zygnematophyceae, Desmidiales, Closteriaceae.
AUGAUCGUCCUCGCAAUGACCGAUCUGGGUGCUGCUAGAGGAGCGGGGAACGCGGACUGGGAGCUCGAGGAGUUUCUCCGUCGAAGGGAGAUCGACGGUACGCUGGCGGUGCUGCGCAGGCACGGUUGCGAUCUUGCAGCGAAACGGCGCCGCCGGGGAGCACACGAAACGAAGUCAGCGGCGUUUGAGUCAAGUCGAACGCCAGAUGCGGGGGAAAUGGAGGUGAUUUCAGAGAAGGGCUCUGCGACGCAGAUCGCAGAGCUCAAAGAGUCGCCGUCAGCAUCGUCGCUGUCGCCCAGCGACAGACUGUCAGGGUUGGAAGACGACGAAUGGGACGAUCGAUGGACAGACACGGAGGACGGGUCCUCCAGUACCUUCUCUGACGGAAUUGACGAUGACGGAUUCCGUCUGGAAGACUUGCCAGACGUCCAACCUCUGUCAGUUUGUUUCUCGAGCAGCACUGGGUGUCAAGGACUAAACAACAACUUCAUCUUGCCUGGGCUUGAAACAGACGGCGCCAUCGCAAAAUCGCCACAAUUCGCCACCCCGCCAGACCGCCUGACGAGUAGAUCUGACAGGGAGCCUCCGACAGGAACGGAUCUGUUGCCAUGGCCACUCACUGCAGAUCAGGCGGCGGCUGCUUGUAUUGACAUUGCUGAUAUAGGUACCAGGAGCACUGAUCAUAGAGGUCCGCUUCGGGAAGUUGACGUCGCAUCGUGCGAUAUUUUCGACGACGGAAAUGUCGCUGACGGUUCGUCUGUGACGGCCGCCGAUCUCCAGGCGUUCCUCGAGCGGCUGCGAAUUCCGGAAGCCGCCUUAGAGUCGCACGGCUGGCAGCAUUUGAUAACGCGUGCGACGCCUACGAUGCAGUACUCGUCGCAUGCCCGCGAAUGUGCGAUCGAGGGUUACCCGAAGAGCACGUGCUACCGCGGUCGCAUGGUGGUCAACGGCGUGACGUUGGAAGCAGUGAGGGACUUUCUUCUCGACGACGAGUUCCGCGGGGAGUGGGACGAGAAUCGGCUCGAAUCGACGGUUCUGGAAGAUUGGAACGAAUCUGGGGUGUCCGUCGUUCGCUGGGUUCGCCGUCUCCCGUUUUUCCUCCGCAAUCGCGAAUACGUUGUUUCUCGGCGCGUCUGGUCCCUCGCUCCUCAAUCCUCCCCUCAAACGUUCUUCUGUAUUAACCGACACACGUCACACCCAUCAGCUGUCUCUCGGCCUUCCCUGCUGCGCGUGCCGUACUUUUACUCCUCGUGGCAAAUCCGGUAUGUUUCGAGCGAAGAGCAAAGAGAGAAGCUGACGGGGCGAAAAGGCGGGCUGGAAGGAGAGUGGGGAGAGGCGGCGGGAAAGGAGGGCAAGGCGGAGAGGCAAAGGGGUAGGGCGGAGGGGCACGGGGGCGUGGCGGAUGAGAAUGGGCGGAAGCUGGGAGUGGAGAUUGUGACGUACCACCAGGAGGAAUCAGGGCUGCCGCGGGAACUGGCCAGGGUUGCUGUGAGCUGGGAGAAGGCGUACGGACUCGACCCCGACUCCGUCUCCCCUCCGGAAAAGUUUGAGCUGCCCGCGAAUCUCCCGCCAGCUCCGCACCUGGAGGACUGCUCCGCGCGCACAGCCUUCCGCCUCUCCGCGGAGCAGAGGGGACCGGACGGGUCUGCGCCUAACUGGACCCGCCCCUCCAACUGCUGCAGCUGCAACCCGCAACCCCCCUGGGUCCGUGGGGACGAUCUGGCCAAUCUCGCGCUGACACGUGUCGUGCAGAGAGACAUGUGGGAGAGCCAGUUCCCUGCCACGUGUAAGGGCAGGCGAAUCCUGCUGGCGGAAUGGGUGGAUGGACCGAUACCAGGUUCAACCCAGGCACCAGCAGCAGGAGGAGGAGCAGCAGCGGGAGCAGCGGAUUCUGGGGCAUUUGGCAUGGGCACGCAGAUUCAAGUCAUGUCCGCGUUUCUGAGCAUUGCUGUGCGGCAUAACCGCACACUGGUGGUGGCGCCAGGCAGUUACUCAAGAGCCAACAACUCCGCAUGUCAAGCCGCAGGUCACAUGGGCGCCUGGGAGUGUUACUUCUUCCCAAUCUCCUCCCAGGAGUGUGUGGACGAUUCUGUAGCAGCUGUAGCAGCCAACCAAGCUGCUUCGGCUAACGGACCUGACAUGGAGGCUCGGCUGGCCUCGUCGGACCUGGUCGUCAGGUUCGCCGAUGCAAGGCAUUUUGAAGACAUGGAUGGGGCCAAGCGAUGGGGCACGCCGUGGAGGGACCGACCCUCCACAGUGGAGGUGCAGGGGUUGCUGGAAGAGGCGGAUGAGAAGUCCAUGCAGCAUCGGUGGUGGCACGCCCAGUCAGCACGCUUCCUCCUCCGCUGGCCAUCCGCACACCUCUGCCACGUCAUCAACCGCAUCCGCCACGUCAGCUAUGGCCUGCGAGUGGCCGUGCACAUAUCUGACAUCAGCACAGAAGAAUCUUCCAUUGUCCAAUCCCUAGAAAAGGGCACCAGCCUAUCAGGGAAGGGCAUUCCAGAUUUCAACAUGACCAAAGAAGCAGAGUUUCUUAAGGGUAUCAACUUUGCUCCGCCGAACCUGGAGACUGACGUCUGGCCCGGGGAAGGCUUUGCAGGGUGUUUGGUUCGGGACACGGACGACGAAAAGCCGGCCACUCUAGACAAAACCUAUAAAGGCGUCGGCGGGGAGGUGUUUAUUUUCCGACCAAUCGUGAGCGUGCAUGUGGCGCAUGGAGAUGCUGUGUUGGAGGGAGGGGGGGCCCAGGGAGGAAGUUUCCUGGGAGGGGGGUCUCGAGUAAAGCUGUCUCUAGGAGUGUACAUGUAUUUCGCGUAUCAGCUGCAGCUACAUGUUCCGACCAUCAACCAUGCUUGGUUAAGCACAGAUGCACAGUCGACACUAGAGGAGGCUAAGCAACUGCGUGACUGGAGCUUCUUAUUUUCAGAGCACCCAUCACAGCAGGCAGCGCAGGCUGGUGGUGUGGCAGCUGAAAAUGGUGAUGGGAUCGAUGCGGCUGACGCAAGCAGCAGCUUCUUCCACGUAGGCAGCACCGCAAAUCUAGUCAGCAACGGCGUCAUCCGUGUAGAUAGCAGCCGAGUAGAGGGCCACGUGGAAUUAGCAGGAGACGAGAGAGCAGCAGCGAAGGAGGAUGGAGCGGAAUUAGAACGAGCAGCGGCGGUCAGAUGGCGGGCGGAGAGGCAGUUGAUGAUUGCGUCGAGAGCAGCGGCAGCAGGGGGGUGGGUGGGGGCACUGGAAAGGCCGAGAGCUGUAGGGAACGCGAGUGUCUCAGGUUCGGCUCAACAGUCGCUAGGACAACCGAGAAUAGCAGGGAACGUGGGUGCCAACGUGGCAGGGAACGUGGCCGGGAACGUGCGUGCUGCUGCGUUGAGGAGCAGGAAGCUGGCGGCCGCAAAGUUGCCGUCACAGAAAGGCUUCGUGAGCAUAGACUGCGGCUACAUGGGUUCCGCUGGCGCCAGCAAUCUCGGUCUCAAGUGGUUACCAGACACGGCAGCGCCGGGCGGCAGUGUGGCGGUGAUCACCCGCGUGCCGGACAGCCUGGUGGGGGUGGUCACGGUGGAGCAGACGCUGAGGGUGUUUGACGAUGGGAAGCCCUCCAACUGCUACCAGAUUCCCCUGGUUGCCCCAGGCCGCUACCUGGUGCGUCUCACCUUCUGGUACGGCAACUACGAUGGCAAGAACAUGCCGCCCAUUUUCAACGUCACAGUCGGCACUGCAUCCCUGGGCCAGUACACGCCGUCUAACGACCAGAUUCUUGUACUGGAGGUGAUAGUAACGGUGCCAGCGCGCACCAUGCCCAUCUGCCUCGUGCGCGUCUCGGCCGACCCCAUCAUCAACGCCAUUGAAGUCCGCCCGCUCCCCGCCGGUGCUUACAACGGGAGUGACUAUAGCGAGCAGGUGCUGCUCAACUACUGGAGGCUGUCCUGUGCUGGCGACUCGUGGCUUGUCGGUUCCUACCGGUAUCCCGACGAUCCGUUGGAUCGAGUCUGGUACGCGGACAUGCCUCUCUUUGGCGACCCCGCGCCCGGCACCUACACCUACAUCCCCUCAGCCGCCUCUGUGGCCGUCACCAGUAGCAAUGUGGCCAUCCCUGGCAGCAUGAGCAGCAAUGCCGUGCCUCAGUUUGUGGUGCAGAAGGCCAGGACGACUAAGGGCCCUCAGGGGCUGACUUACCGCUUCUAUGGGCUGGCUCCGGGGAAAUACCAGGCAUACCUCUAUUUCACUGACAUAAUUCCGCCUACAGCCAAUGUCAACACCACCGCCAACACCACUAGCACCCCAUCAGCAGACCUCCUCCUGGCCAUCCUGAUCAACGGCGCGCCUCUCCUGCGCAACGCCCCCGCCCUGCCCUCUGCCGCUAACCGCCAGUGGAACAAAAACACUGCCGGGCAGCUCAGCUUCGCUUUCGACGUCGUUGGGGCAGCUGGAGGGGCAGGUGGAAACGCGACGGCGAAAGCGCAAGGGGCCGGGCAAGGGAACGGGCAGCAGCAGGCGCCGCAGGGAACGGUGGCGGAAACGAGCAUACAGCUAAAGGCAGAGGAAGGGAGUAGGGUGAAGGAGGUGGGGUUGGCUGGGCUCGAGCUGUAUACUGUGGUGGAGCCAAAGGCUGCUGUGCCGAAAGAGCAAGUUAGCGCCCUGGCGUGCAUCAAAGCACAGAUGGGCGUGGCAGCAGCGUUGGAUGGCUGGACUGGCGACCCCUGCUACCCCAUUGUGUGGCCGGGGGUCACUUGCAAGACCUCCCGCCUGCACUCUUCCGUCAUCGGCCUAAACCUUACCCACCUCAACAUCUCCGGUCCUUUCUCAGCCUGCAUUUCAGAGCUCGCCACACUCCAGACUCUCUGGAUGGAUCACAACCAGCUUCAAGGCUCCAUCCCCUCGUCUAUUGGAAACCUCACCCAGCUACGAUCCAUCAAGCUGAACAACAACAAGCUAUCAGGGCCUGUCCCCGCCUCGCUUGCUUCUCUGCCCAACCUGCAGUACCUCGACCUGAGCUCCAACAAUCUCUCCGGUCCCUUUCCCUUCAACAUCUCAAGCAACGUGGAGAUCAGUAUCUCCGGCAACCUCAAUCUCUGCUCCCCAGACUCCUCCUUCGGCCUCCCUCCCUGCAACAACACCAUCCCAACCGCCCCCUCCUCCUCCCCAUCUGACACGUCAGCACAAGCUGCCACGUCACCAGCGGCCAUGAGCACAGCUGUCCUCAUGGCGCUCAUCCUAGGUGUCAUCAUCGGCGUGCUAUUGGUGCUCCUCGCCAGCUGGCUGCUGCUGAGGUGGCAGCAGCGGGCGGCAGAGAGAGGAGGCAUGGGGGGAAGGAGCGGUGCUGGUGGUGGUGGCGGUGGUGGUGUGGGGGGAGAUGGCUUGGGGCAGCAGCCGCCUGUGGUGGUGUAUGUGCAUGGGGACACAGGAGCUGUGACUGUGCAAGCAGCAGACUCGGCCGGAGCGACUCUCUACACACAUAGCAACCAGGUGCUCCUCUCGCCCAAGCAGGCUGCUGCAGGCCUGACCCCUGCAGCAGUCACAGCAGCAGCAGCGAAAACAGCAGCAAUAGAGGCAACUGAGCCACCAGCGUUCAAAGCCGCUUGCCACCCGAACCUGGUGGAGCUGGUUGGGUACUGUAGAGAGGCUCGGCAGCACCUGCUGGUGUAUGAGUUCAUGCCGAACGGGACGGUGAGGGAGCAUCUGUACGACCAGAUGGGGCAGCCUCUUGGCCGGUUGCGAUGGCUCACUAGGAUCCAAAUCGCCCUGGGGGCAGCCAGAGCUAUCCAGUACCUGCACACGUGCCUCCAGCCGCCCAUCAUUCAUCGCGACAUCAAGACGAGCAACAUCCUGCUGGACGGCCGGCUGAAUGCGCGGGUGGCAGAUUUUGGACUGUCCCGGGUGGGCCCGCAGGACAACAGGAGCCACGUGUCUACCGUUGUGAAGGGCACGGCAGGAUACCUGGAUCCUGAGUACUUCACCAUCCAGCAACUCACUGACCGCAGUGACGUGUUCAGCUUCGGGGUGGUGCUGCUGGAGCUGAUCUCAGGCCAGCAGCCCAUCGACCUCAACCGCCCGCAGCAGCACUGGAGCAUUAUCGACUGGGCGCGAGACCACUUGCAGCAGGGCAACAUCCGGGCAGUGGCAGACCCAACUCUACUCCCGCACGAGUGGGACGAAGAAGCCAUGUGGCGGGUGGCAGAGGUCGGCAUGGUGUGUGUCGAGCCCAAGAGCCUCAACCGCCCUCCGAUCACCGAGGUGGUGGUUGAGUUAGAGCAUGUGCUGGCAUUAGAAGUCAGCAACGCUGCUAAUGCCGCUGCCGCUGCCGCUGCCGCUGCCAAUGCUGCUGCUGCCGCGGCCGCUAACGCUGCUGCUGGUGCCCUGAGCUCUGCAGCAGCACGAGCAGCAGCAGGAGCUGGUUCUGGUGCUCCUGGUGCUGCUUUUGCAGCUCCGGCUGCUGGAUUAGGGCUAGGAAAUCCGCAGCAGCAGCGGCAGCAGGCACAGCUGCAGCAGCUGCUGCUGGGGCAGGCUCAGGCGAAUUCAGACCUCCUCAUGUCGGGCAGGUGA